Messenger RNA from Staurois parvus, 434 nucleotides. NCBI's taxonomy places the organism in Eukaryota, Metazoa, Chordata, Amphibia, Anura, Ranidae. The record is from the annotation of a GenBank genome assembly.
AGGCAGUGGGCUCCGAGUCAACUGGCAUGACCGCGGGCACUGGGUCAGACAUUGGAUCGUCUGACUGGACAGCGGGCAUCGGGUCACCAGGCAUCAGGUCAUUUGGCUCGACAGCGGGCACCGCGUCAUCUGGCAAGGCAGUGGGCUCCGAGUCAACUGGUAUGACCGUGGGCACUGGGUCAGACAUUGGAUCGUCUGACUGGACAGCGGGCAUCGGGUCACCAGGCAUCAAGUCAUUUGGCUCGACAGCGGGCACCGCGUCAUCUGGCAAGGCAGUGGGCUCCGAGUCAACUGGUAUGACCGCGGGCACUGGGUCAGACAUUGGAUCGUCUGACUGGACAGCGGGCAUCGGGUCACCAGGCAUCAGGUCAUUUGGCUCGACAGCGGGGGCACCGCGUCAUCUGGCAAGGCAGUGGGCUCCGAGUCAACAGGCA